This is a messenger RNA of Mugil cephalus (flathead mullet), 4267 nucleotides long. It is a transcript of the gene mfn2, whose product is annotated as mitofusin 2. Gene Ontology annotation, cellular component: mitochondrial outer membrane. The transcript is spliced from 18 exons. Bases 199 to 2475 code for a protein of 758 amino acids. Gene Ontology annotation, biological process: mitochondrion localization; mitochondrial fusion. NCBI's taxonomy places the organism in Eukaryota, Metazoa, Chordata, Actinopteri, Mugiliformes, Mugilidae. Gene Ontology annotation, molecular function: GTPase activity; GTP binding. The record is from RefSeq and is a predicted model, not a curated record.
GCAGAGGAGGAUGCAGCAGCAGAAGAAGAAGCAGUAGAAGAAGAAUCAUUUAGUGACCUCCCUUCACGUAUCACAGAUAGCUAACUCUAAUUACUACAUUAACAGCGGGUCCUGUAACGUUACCAGCUUUCAGCUUUAAAGUCGAGGAGGCAGGAUGCAAGAGGAUUGUUUGUGAGGCGUUACCCCCAUCUAUGUGCCAUGUCUCUGGUUUUCCCGCGGACCAACACGAAUCCAUUUCACGGCAAGAAGGAAAAGAGAAUGAUGGCGGAGGUGAACACGUCACCGCUCAAGCACUUUGUCACAGCGAAGAAGAAGAUCAAUGGCAUCUUCGAACAGCUGGGGGCCUACAUCAAGGAGAGCGCAUCCUUCCUGGAAGAUUCAUACAAAAAUGAAGAGCUGGACCCAGUCACCACAGAGGAGCAGGUCCAGGAGGUCCGGGGAUACCUUGCCAAGGUAGCAGGUAUCGGAGAAGUGCUCGCCCGCCGACAUAUGAAGGUGGUGUUCUUUGGAAGGACGAGUAAUGGGAAGAGCUCCGUGAUCAACGCCAUGCUGUGUGACAAGGUGCUGCCGUCUGGAAUAGGACACACCACCAACUGCUUCCUCAGAGUGGAGGGCACGGACGGCAAUGAGGCCUUCCUCCUCACCGAAGGCUCUGAAGAGAGGAAGAGCAUAAAGACGGUGAACCAUCUGGCUCACGCUCUCCACCAGGACGAGGACCUCGAUGCCGGCAGCCUGGUCUGUGUCAUGUGGCCUAAAACCAAAUGUGCCCUGCUCAGAGAUGAUCUGGUGCUGGUGGACAGCCCCGGUAUUGAUGUCACCACAGAGCUGGACAGCUGGAUCGACAAGUUCUGUCUGGACGCGGAUGUUUUCGUCCUGGUGGCAAACUCAGAGUCCACGCUGAUGCAGACGGAGAAGUCCUUCUUUCACAAAGUCAACGAGCGACUCUCCAGUCCCAAUAUUUUCAUCCUCAACAACCGCUGGGACGCCUCCGCAUCAGAACCGGAAUAUAUGGAGGAGGUCCGCAGACAGCACAUGGACCGGUGCACCAACUUCUUAGUGGACGAGCUGCGUGUGGUGGACCGAGCUCAGGCCAGCGAUCGCAUCUUCUUCGUCUCUGCCAAGGAGGUUCUCCAGGCUCGUGUGCAGAGGGCUCAAGGAAUGCCUGAAGCAGGUGGAGCUCUUGCAGAAGGAUUUCAAGCCAGAAUGUUUGAGUUCCAAAACUUUGAGAGGCGAUUCGAGGAGUGUAUCUCACAGUCUGCGGUGAAGACCAAGUUCGAGCAGCACACGGUGAGGGCCAAGCAGAUCUCUGAAGCCCUGCGUCACAUCAUGGACUCUGUACACAUCGCUGCACAGGAGCAGAGAGUCUACUGCCUGGAGACCAAAGAGGACCGUCAGGACCGGUUGGAGUUUAUAGACAAGCAGCUGGACCUAUUAACCAUGGAUUGUAAAACCAAGAUCAAGAAGAUUACGGAGGAGGUGGAGAGACAGGUGUCUAAUGCCAUGGCAGAGGAGAUCAGGAAGCUCAGCGUCCUGGUGGACGACUUCCAGAUGGACUUCCACCCGUCGCCAGUGGUGCUUAAAGUCUACAAGAAUGAGCUUCAUCGGCACAUAGAGGAGGGUUUGGGCAAGAACAUGUCAGAGAGGUGCUCCACCUCCAUCACCAACGCCCUGCAGGCCACGCAGACGGACAUGAUCGAGGGUCUGAAGCCUCUGCUGCCGAGUCCCGUCAGAGAGCAGGUGGACAAGCUGGUUCCUCGUAGCUGCUUCAGCCUCAGCUACGACCUGGCCUGCGACAAGCUCUGCAGCGACUUUCAAGAGGACAUCAGCUUCCACUUUUCUCUGGGUUGGACGAUGCUGGUCAACCGCUUCCUGGGGCCCAAGAACACCCGGCGGGCCCUCAUGGGCUACAAUGACCAGGUUCCUCGGCCCAUGGCCUUGACCCCAGUCAGCACCAGCAUGCCUCCGUUCCCUCAAAGCGCAAUGACCCAGGAGGAGCUGAUGGUCUCCAUGGUGACGGGCCUCGCCUCCCUCACCUCGCGAACAUCCAUGGGCGUCCUCGUGGUCGGCGGUGUGAUCUGGAAGGCGGUGGGUUGGCGCCUGAUCGCCCUGUCGGUGGGUCUGUACGGGCUCCUCUACGUCUACGAGCGGCUCACCUGGACCACCAGGGCCAAAGAGAGGACCUUCAAGAGGCAGUUUGUGGACUACGCCAGCGAGAAGCUGCAGCUGAUCGUCAGUUACACCGGAUCCAACUGCAGCCACCAAGUCCAGCAGGAGUUGGCGGGCGUGUUCACUCAGCUCUGCCAGCAGGUCGACACCACACGGCAGAACCUCGAGGACGAGAUCACUGAUAUAAACCGUAAAAUGGAGCUUCUCGACAGCCUGCAGAGCAAAGCUAAGCUGCUGCGGAACAAGGCCGGGUGGCUGGACAGCGAACUCAACAUGUUCACUCAGCAGUACCUCCACCACAGCAAGUAGGAGGAGGCCCGACGUUAGGGGGAGGGGGGGGAGAGUCCUCUGCUGAUUUGUUUUCCUGUUUGACAAAACAAAAAAAAAAGAAAAAGAAAGGGUGGAUAGAUUGCACGUCUGACAUGAGUGAAGGGAGCGGCUGUGGGAGUCCUGCAGGUCGCUCUUCACAUUAAAAAAACAAAAAACUAAACUAAAUGUGAAGAGUUAAAAGAAGCCGAAUAUAAGCCCAAGAUAAAAAAAAAAAAACGGUCUUAUGAGUCGAUCCCCUGCUGCUCCUUCAUGUCUCCGUUCAUGUUCACGUGCGGUCGCCUGCACAUGAGCACGAACCCGAGGUCUGAUUUUCAGACCGACUUCCACCCCGACCUUUAAAUUCAAGUUGCCACUAAAAAGCUUGUGUAGAUUUAAAGUGUUGUGUAUAUACUCUAUGAACACUGGAGAAGUGCCAGCGCAGGGCGGUCCGUGCGAGUGAAUGCGAAACGUGUCUCACCUGUUAAGUAAGUAAUAUAAUAUAGCAAUGAAUGAAUGAAUGAAUGAAUGAAGCCAUGAAUAGUAAUUUAUUUUUCCAUGUUGUGGUGUAUUUGGGAGGAGGACGGGCCGUUUAAUAGACGGCUACUACCCAAACUGACUAACUGCUAGCUGCUGUUCACGCCUUCUUCUUCUUCUUUUUUUUUUUUUUUUGUUUUUCAGAGCUGAUAUUUAACAUUCACGGUUUGAUCUUGAGCACCCGAGCUAGAUUUCUAGAUCCGCUUUGACGUGUGUGUGUGCGUGCGUCUACCGUGUCUUAUCUUUUGCGAGAAUCGUCGAGACCGUUUGAGCAAGUGAAUCUGUGGAAGAGAUUAAUUGUAUAAAAGCAGAGAAUGUGUUAAGUGUGGUACAGCUUUAAGGCACCGUGUUGGUUUUAACUCUGUUUUCUUUUAUUGUCAACGAGUUCCAAACCACGUCUGAACCGAGCAGGAUGGGACUCUCCUGAACGUGCAUCUGUGUUAACGGGCGUCUGUCAGUUGUGCAUUAAUAGCGAUUAUUCAGAUACACACAUACUGUUGUAGGUUUGACUGUAUUUGUCAUUUAUUGGUGUGCAGGAUUAUUCAGAAUAUCACAAGACUCAUUCAUUAGCUGCAAAUACUUUACUCAGCGGCAACAUUUAGGGUCAUUUUUUUUUUUUUACCAAAACUAAUUAGGAUUUUUUUAAUUAAAUUUCCUAAUUAAUUAAUCUUUUGGUUGUAACUUUCCCUCUAGAUUUUUGCUGAGGAACAACCAGAGAGAUCUUAACCUUUAACUACCGGGUUCUUAUCAUUAACUAUUAACUUAUUUCAAACAGCACUGAUUGUCUUCUUUGUGUCUCCCGCUGCCUCCGUGUGUUUUGCGCGUCAUCACUACUCAGCACUACGUCUUUGUGCGUUGUAACAUUUUUUUUUUUUGUGUUGCACUGAAUGCAAGAUGAUCCUUUAUUUAUCUCACGGUGGGGAAGCGUCUCUGCACCUCGGCACCAUUCAACUCCAGAAGAAGCUGGAAUUUGGACGAUAUGCAUAUUAUAAUUAUUAUUAUGUAUGAUAUGGGAACGCUAUAGAGUGGCCAAAUCUCGCAUCUGUGCCCCCGUUUUUUUUUUUUUGUUUUUUUUUCCCCCCGAGAUUAAAAAUGAAAAAGUGUGCUUUUGUUUUCUAAACGACUACAUUUUAGAAAAUAUAUGAAGGGAAUAAACCACGCCUGAGUGGAUGUGUCUGCAUGCAGUGAUGGUUGUUGUAGCCUCAUUCUAAUGUUCAUAUGUAUGUAAAAAAUAAAGGUGACAUAAUACCAAAAAAAA